Messenger RNA from Cuscuta epithymum, 4751 nucleotides. NCBI's taxonomy places the organism in Eukaryota, Viridiplantae, Streptophyta, Magnoliopsida, Solanales, Convolvulaceae. The record is from the annotation of a GenBank genome assembly.
CAGCAUUUAACAAACAGUAAUAUCCCAUAAAAAAUUCUUUGUGUCAUAUAUACGACCUUGAGGCUAUGGCAGAGCGUAAGAAAAUCAAUGGAAAUGGAAGGAGAGGGCAAAACUACAUAUAGCAGCCAUUGUGGCAGAGAAUAAAUUAAAGGUUGUGAUUUGUUUAGUCGUCGGAUUGCAGGCUUUCAGGUGAAGAGGGAGAGUUCGCCGCCGGUGGAUUGGGGGCCUUGGUUCUCCGUUUCGGUCAUUUAAUCAGUAUUGCCACAUAGUUUAUCAGCCGUCUUAUCAGGCUAUAUUUUUACAGAAGAAAGGAGCAGUGCUUUAGGAUCGGCAAAUAUCGUAUCUGACGGCCAAAUCCAGGCAGAGAAACCGGAUCCCUCCAAAACAGCCUCCCCCAUGGCCCCAUCCCCCAUCCCAUCUCCACUUUCCCACUUCUUCAAUGUGCCACAACGUACACUUCUAGGAGUCCAAAAUUUCUAUUUUUAGCAUUUUGGACUCUUAAUACUUUUUCUUAUAGAUGGCCUUAGGAUGUCAUCAAUUAUGAUUCCAUAAGAUUUUAAAAGAUACGAUUGUCACAAUUUCACGAAUCUCAUGAUCAAUCUGGAAUCUAAUGGAAUUAGGCAAAAUCGUCUCUAGUCCACAAAAUGUCCAUGGUUUUUUUUAAUCCUGGAUUUCAAUGGAUUUGAAUUUCCACUGCUAAAAAAUGCAAAAGAAUCCAACCAAACUCUAACCAUUACCUCCGGAUUUCAAUAGAUUUCACGUGGAGAAGCAAAGCAAAGCAAAGCAAAGCACGAAGUCCAGGAUGGGUGUAUAACGACACCCUGUCAAGUGUAUAUAUAUAUAUAAAUAUGGUGCCAAUCUUCAUCCUUUCCUUCUUCGUCAAGUGUCAGAAGCCCCUCUCCGAGAUUGGUUCGGAUACAGAUUGAGACUAACUAAAGGAGAAGUAUGUUGGGUGUGUACUGUAUGUACGUGUAAGUCUGGAAGUUCAGAAGCUCCAUCUAGGAUUCAUUGUAGUUGGAUAUCGUUAGUGUCCUUGGGCGUCGAAGCCAAAUGGUGAGAGGAUUUCAAUUUCAUGAAUUUUUAUUACAAUCUCAUGCAUUCUAUAUAUUUUCAUAAAAUUACAUUAAAGUCUCAAUCCUUUAAAAUCUUAUGAAAUUUAAUAGAGAAACCCCCUUACCUAAGGUGGACAUUAUGAAAUUAUCCCAUUCGCAUGAUGUGAAUGUUUCUGAUAUGAAUUUUCAAAAUCUAAUAUGAUAUAAUCUUAAUCUUCUGAUAUGAUCUCAUCUGAAUCUUUAUAAUAAUAAUAGUAAUAAUAAUAAUAAUAAUAAUAAUAAUAAUAAUAAUAAUAACAAUAAUAAUAAUAAUAAUAAUAAUAAUAAUAAUAAUAAUAAUAAUUCAUGUCUGAACUUUUUUUAUAUGAUCUAUAUAUUUGUGGUUUGAUCUGAAUGUUUCUGGUCUGAUCUGAUUUGAAUGUUUUUGUUCUAAUUUAAACUUUUAAAUUCGCACAAAUCCGGUAUGAAUCUUUAUGUUCUGAUCUGAUAUAACUAGACCUGAUGUGAUAUUUUUUAUCUGAACCGGUUUGAAUUUUUGUGAUAUGACCAGAUCUAAUUUGACUUUUUUAUAUGAUUUGAUCUAAAUAAAAUAUAAACAAUAAACAAUACAAAUAAGAUAAAAAGAAAACCUCUCCCUAUAUACACGUAAAAAAAUUUAUGCAUUUUAAUUUUGGGCCGACCGAAACAAGAAGACCGGUAGUAUAUGUACAGCACGUCAGCACGCUAUUGUUAGGGUUCUUUAAUUUAAUGGAAUAGUUUGUUCUAUAUAUACUUGCUUUCAUUCUAAAUUUUAUAAUCAAAUUUGUACAUGCAAAGCAAUUUUAUGUAACCUCACAUCAUGAAUCAUGCUACCGCAUACACGUCAUAUGAUUUACCAGAUCUUCAAACCUAGGUAGCAUCAAGCUCUUAAUUAUAUUCUUGUUAAUUUUUUCCUAACGUGAUAUUUUUACUUCAUAUAAUCAUCUUGCUUCUUUUUUCUUGUAUAAAAAAAGUGCAAUCCAUAUGAGAAAACUAAUGUGUUUUGCAAUUUAACACUACGCCUUCUAGCUCUAUUAAUUUAUUUAUUUUAAUAAUUAAUGUACAUAUUGUAGGUAUUCUUAGAUCGUUAGAGCUUCUUAGUUGGCUCCGUUCGUUCCAUCAAUAUAGACCGAACUACCUAAAACUUUAUAUGGUUGCUAGUUAGCCUAGUUUGAAUAUGGAUAUAGGAUACUCCUAAUAAAUUUGUGGGAGAGAUUUACCUAAUAAAGGAUUAAAAUAAACUAAUUUUUUUUCCAAAAAUAAAAUCAACUUUAGUAAAAUACAUUAAAUAUUAUUUGUUAUUUGUGAUUGAACCAAAAUAUCCUCAUAGGGAUGGAGCACUGCUGCCCCAGGUUGUCCGACCACCGCCUGCCAUCGGAACCUUUCCAGAUUUUUUCUGCCGACCUGCCAAAUUGAAUUUCAAUAUUGUAGUUUAAUGAUUCAGUUCGUUUUUUACUAAAUGAUCAACAAGUUCAGUUUUCAAUGAAAUCGUAAAUAAACAUGAUUUAAUGGCUGGAUCAUAAUUAAGACCUUUAAGUCACUUGUAAAUAGCUCCUUCCUCAAUUUCACUAGAUCGAGAUUCCAAAUCCAUAUAUAAUGGGUACCUAAUGAUUCCUAAUAAUUUUUAUUCAAUAGAGUUCAUAAUAAUUUUCCUUGUUGGUAUUUGCAGGAGAUGAGUUCCAAGCCUAAUAAUAACAGUUCUCUUCAUAUUCAAGAAGAGCACAAGACAUUAAUGGACUUUUUUUCAACUGGUGCAGUUUUUCUCCCAAAGGAGAUAUUUUUAGAAAUUCUCACCAGGCUUCCUGCUAAACCUUUAGUGCGAUUCAAGUGUGUUUCCAAAUUCUUUUAUUCUCUUAUAGCUGAGCCCCUCUUUGUUAAAGUGCACCACGACCGAUCCUCGACCCGCCCCAAUGGAACUCAAAUCCUCUUAAAUCUUCCCUUGCCAGACCAAAACCACUUCUACACCCUAAAGGACACCGGAGAAGACAAGGGAAUGCUCCAAGCCAAUCAGGUCCAUUAUUUGGAGGGACAACAGUUUAAAAAUCUGAAUAUGUGGUCACAGGCUAAUGGCUUGAUUUGUUUAUGCAACAAUGAUGGAGACGUCUCUAUUUGCAACCCUAGUACAAGGUAUAUUAUAAGACUCCAUUUCAUUGGACUGAACUAAUCUAAUAUGGUUUUAUAUGGUUUAAGAAUGAUUUAAAAUUCUAAAUCAAUAUGAUCUUAUAAGAUUUAGUAUUAUGUGAAAUUUACUAUUGUCUAAAUUUUGUAUGUUCUAAUCUAUUUCAGUGUCAUAAUGCAUGUUAGAGUAUGGUCUAGUCUAGGAAUAAAAUAAGUCUAACGAACAAAGCCUAAAAUACCAUCAUGUCACAAAUAAUAUAUGUUCUGUAUUUAGGAUGUUUUCACUUUGAUUGAUUUCUGUUUCAUUUCAAAUCAGAUUUAAACAAACUCAGUUCAAACCAGAUCCAUUCAUAUCCAACGAGUGAAAACAUUCUUACUUAAAUGAUGUAGUACUACCUAUUACACAAACCUUUGUCCCAUCUUUAGUUUCUCGUUGAAUAAUGACACGAUAAUUUAGACAAUUAUAAAUUAUAAAUAAGGUAACUUGAGUGUAUUUUGAGAAGUAUUUUGGAUGUGUAUAUAAACAUAUAAUGAGGUCAUUGAUGAUAAUUAUGCUGCCAUAAGCGUAUUAUUUUUAAUAUUUGAUUAUUAAUUUGUCAUUUAAUUCCUAAAAAAAAUGUAAAGUUUUAGCUACAGACUCCAAAUACUAUUUUUUCUUUAUGGUAUUGUUGUUCUCAUUUUUACUAAAGUUGUGAUUCUCUUUUCUAUACUAUGAACUUAAUGUCAUUCUAAACAAGGCAACAUAUAUCCUUUCCAAGAGCUGCCACGAGCCCAAAAAGUCAAAUCUACACUUGUUCUAGCUUGGGAUUUGAUCCGGUUUCAGAAAAAUACAAGGUUUUGAAGUUGCAAAUCUGGAAUGAUUUAUUUAGUGGCUAUUUAAAGAGGCAACAUUGUGUGUUAACUCUCGGAGUGGAUAAAUCAUGGAGGGAGAUUAGUAAUGUUUUGGUUAGGUACCCCGAUGCGGGUGUUCACAUUGGCGGUAUUAUCUAUUUGAUUGUAAGAACAAUAAAUAAACAGCAAAUUGUCACUUUCAAUGUUGGAGACGAGAAUAUCGGGUCGGUACCUUUCCCGGGCAUUGAAGUAAAAAAAUAUCCCGUCCCAACGUCCUUGAGAUUGUCAUGGAUGGAAAUCGAUGGCCGGCUUGCCGUCGUUCAUAUGCAAAGUAACAGUUUCGCAGAACGAGUAAUGGAUAUUUGGACUUUGGAGAAAUCAAUGAAAUGGGAGAAGCAUAGCAUUUCCGUUCCAUGGGAAGAGAGUUUAAUAGUUAAAGAUGCUAUGGACAUUGUCUCCACAUGUACCAAUUUAGGCGAGAUAGUGUUGUUCAUUCAGGCAUGGGGGUGUCUAAGAGUUUUAAUUUAUUCAAUUAGAAAACAUUUAUGGAGAAAGUUGGAAGUAUGCGGACUUCAUGAUUAUUUAUAUGAUUAUCAUAGAAGAUCACACAAUGCGGUGGAUUUCAUUCAAGAGAAUUUGUAUUUCUUCUCACAGAAUGAUUGAUUACUUAGUUUUUUUUGUUUAAUAUUAUUGGUUUAUACAUAAGUUGUAGAGCACAAGUUAUAUAUAUAU